GUGUCUUUUCCUGUUCUCUCUUCCUUAUUCUUGUUCUCUCUCUGUUCCUCCCCUCUCCUUUCUCAUCGUCUUGGUGUUAUCAAUCCAUGGUCGACUCUGCUCUCUCUCCGUCCUUUCUCGGUGUUGUCAAUUCGAGUACCUAUCCUCUGUCAUAACCCAGGGAGGAGCCUGGUCUUUUUCUCGACUACGCUUUCUAUUCAGUGGUCGAGUUGCUCGGAAUCAGUUCUCUUUUCCUAUUAGGGAACGAUCUAGGUGCUGAAAUCAAUCGGAAUAUGACCUGAAUCCACGAGGGGUUUUGACUGAGUGAGCGAUUCUCUCAGGAUUUGAUUGGGUUUUUUAUCUGUUUGGUGGUGGUGUUGGCGAUGGAGGAUUCCGAUAACAAUAGGUGUAGGUCGAGCGGCGUGACGAUAGAUGACGUCAUCGAGCAAGUGAUGCCGUACAUAACCGACCCCAAGGACCGUGAUUACGCGUCGCUGGUGUGCCGGAGAUGGUGCAAGGUCGACGCCGACACGAGGGAGCACGUGACGAUGUCUCUCUGCUACACGGCGAAGCCCGACUGCCUGAGCCGCCGCUUCUCAAAUCUGAGGUCGAUGAAGCUGAAGGGCAAGCCCAGAGCCGCCAUGUUUAAUCUGAUUCCGGAGAAUUGGGGAGGGUAUGUUACCCCUUGGGUGAACGAGAUCGCGGCCUCUUUCCGGCAGCUCAAAUCGGUCCACUUCCGGCGUAUGAUCGUCAGCGACUUGGACCUUGAUCUUCUGGCGAAGGCGAGAAAAGACGAGCUCGAGGUUUUGAAGCUCGAUAAGUGUUCUGGGUUCUCUACUGAUGGGCUUUUGAGCCUCGCUCGACAUUGCAGGAAGAUAAAAACAUUUCUCAUGGAAGAAAGUUCUUUCGUUGAAAAGGAUGGUGAAUGGCUUCAUGAGCUUGCUCUGCACAACACGUCAUUUGAGGUUUUAAACUUUUACAUGACGGAGCUCGUGAAAAUCAACCCGCAAGACCUUGAAACCAUAGCUAGAAACUGCCGCUCUCUGGUUUCUCUGAAGCUUGGCGACUGUGAGAUUCUUGACCUUGUCGGGGUCUUAAAGGCUGCUACUAAUCUCGAAGAAUUCUGUGGUGGCUCCUUCAACGAGGAUCCUGACCGGCCUGACAAGUACUUGAAUUUAGUUUUCCCACCUAAACUGCGUGGUUUGGGCCUCUCCUACAUGGGUACAAACGAGAUGCUGAUAAUAUUUCCAUUUGCUGCCCAAAUCCGGAAGUUAGAUUUGCUCUAUGCACUGCUGGACACCGAGGAUCAUUGUACAUUAAUCCAGAAAUGUCCUAAUCUGGAAGUUCUUGAGACAAGGAAUGUGAUCGGAGAUAGAGGGCUAGAAGUCCUUGCACGGCACUGCAAACGAUUGAAGCGGCUGAGGAUUGAACGAGGUGCGGAUGAACAAGGAAUGGAGGAUGAAGAAGGCUUAGUCUCUCCGAGAGGAUUAAUGGCUCUUUCCCAAGGAUGCCAGGAGCUCGAAUACAUGGCUGUAUAUGUCUCCGACAUCAAUAACCAAUCCCUAGAAAGCAUAGGUACAUUCCUGAAAAACCUUCAGGACUUCCGCCUCGUGUUGCUGGACUGGGAAGAGAGAAUUACGGAUUUGCCACUGGACAACGGAGUCCAAGCCCUCUUGCAGGGAUGUGAGAAGCUCACAAGGUUUGCCCUCUAUCUCAGGCCAGGAGGUCUAACCGAUAUGGGUCUAAGUUAUAUAGGGCAGUACAGCCAAAAUGUGAGAUGGAUGCUACUCGGGUACGUGGGUGAGUCGGAUGAGGGUUUGUUGCGAUUCUCGACGGGCUGUCCCAAGCUACAGAAGCUAGAGAUGAGAGGCUGUUGCUUCAGUGAACAGGCAAUAGCUGUUGCGGUCACGAGACUGGUUUCACUGCGGUACCUAUGGGUGCAAGGCUACAGGGCAUCUGCCACAGGGCGUGAUCUCUUGGCCAUGGCUCGUCCCUUCUGGAACAUCGAGUUGAUUCCCGCUAGAAGAAUCCCGGAAGUGAGUCAGCUCGGAGAGGUUAGAGAGGUGGAGCACCCAGCUCAUAUUCUAGCUUAUUACUCUCUGGUCGGUCAGCGAAGAGAUUUCCCUCCUACCGUUAUCCCCUUUGGUCCGUGCCCUUGAAGAGGUUUCACCACAGCCUCUUGGUCUGUACAUAAAACCCGCUUCCCUUUCCACGACUCUGCUUCGGGUUUCGCUCUCGGCUGUAUCAUCAUCGGUCAUAGAUUCGUAGAGCCGAAUCUGUGAAGCCGAAUUCAUUUCAUCAUCGUCUCUCUUUGUUAGAAUUUGCAGUUUAUGAAUAAAAGAUCGUUCAUUAGUGCAGAAGA
This is a messenger RNA of Tarenaya hassleriana, 2341 nucleotides long. RefSeq names its product coronatine-insensitive protein 1. Gene Ontology annotation, biological process: SCF-dependent proteasomal ubiquitin-dependent protein catabolic process. The record is from RefSeq and is a predicted model, not a curated record. Lineage: Eukaryota; Viridiplantae; Streptophyta; Magnoliopsida; Brassicales; Cleomaceae. The transcript has 4 exons. Bases 363 to 2138 code for a protein of 591 amino acids. Gene Ontology annotation, cellular component: SCF ubiquitin ligase complex.